UAGUAGCUCUAUUUUGUAACGGAACAAUAUCGUGUCUAAAAACACAUCUAUGUGUACAAAUUUAAGGUGCAUGACAUAGCGACAACCGGUCGAUAGAAACGUAGAGCAGCUGCGGUCAUUUUGAGCAAGUUGAGAGAAACAGAAUCCGUUACUCACCGUAAUUACCGUGAUUUUCUGUCACGAGACUUGAUAAAUAAAGUCACACGAUAUUUUUUUACGAAUUGUUUAGUAAAUUUACGUCGUGUAGUGACAACAGAAGAAGUUAGUGAUGGCGACAGUAUCUUCCGCUGAAAAAAAUGCGGAACGUAGGAAGCGCGUGUUCGUGGGGGACCUGCCGCCGGACUUCCUGCGCAUCGCGGCCGCGUCGCAGCAGCAGCAGGAGGCGGCGGACCAGCAGGCCGCGCUGGCCCUCCAGCAGCAGAUGGCAGGCGUCGCCGCCUACGCCCACAGCACGGCCGGCCGGCUCAGCAUCACCGUGGCCCAGGCAAAGUUGGCAAAGAACUAUGGCAUGACUCGGAUGGACCCCUACGCAAGGUUGAGAGUUGGGCACUGCGUGUACGAAACACACACUGAUCCGAACGGAGGCAAGAACCCGAGAUGGAACAAAGUUAUACAGUGCCUUCUCCCCCAAGGCGUCACGAGCAUCUACAUAGAGAUUUACGACGAGUGCUCCUUCACGAUGGACGAGCUGAUAGCCUGGGCACACAUUCCCAUCCCUCAAGCGGUUCUGAGUGGGGAGACCCAUGACGACUGGUACCCUCUCACGGGCAAGAUAGGCGAAGGCCAGGAGGGAAUGAUCAACCUGGUGCUUAGUUACUCGAACACGCCGAUGGUUCUGCAGAACGCCACGGCAGCCCCCUACAUGUACCCCUCGGUGGCCCCGGUGAUGAUGGUGCCGACACCCCUGUACGGCAUGAGGCCCCAGUACGCCCCUGUGACAGUCCAGUACGGGGGCGUGCCGCCACAACAACAACAACAACAACAACAACCGGUGCAGCCCGUGUUUGCCGAGCAGGAGCUCAAGCAGAUUGAAGAAAUGUUCCCAAACAUGGACAAAGAAGUUGUCAAGUCUGUGUAUGAAGCAAACCGAGGAAACAAGGAUGCGACUAUAAAUUCUCUGUUACAAAUGUCAGAAUAAAGCUAUCUUAAAAUUGUGAUUCUAACAUUA
This is a messenger RNA of Bacillus rossius redtenbacheri, 1168 nucleotides long. Its product is annotated as toll-interacting protein-like. The record is from RefSeq and is a predicted model, not a curated record. Gene Ontology annotation, cellular component: cytoplasm. Lineage: Eukaryota; Metazoa; Arthropoda; Insecta; Phasmatodea; Bacillidae. Bases 269 to 1138 code for a protein of 289 amino acids. Gene Ontology annotation, biological process: ubiquitin-dependent protein catabolic process. The transcript is spliced from 6 exons. Gene Ontology annotation, molecular function: ubiquitin binding; ubiquitin conjugating enzyme binding.